Molecule: messenger RNA, 1374 nt
Organism: Carassius carassius (crucian carp)
Lineage: Eukaryota; Metazoa; Chordata; Actinopteri; Cypriniformes; Cyprinidae
Product: lens fiber membrane intrinsic protein-like
Exons: 5
Coding region: 207-728 (173 amino acids)
Cellular component (GO): plasma membrane
Molecular function (GO): structural constituent of eye lens
Source: RefSeq, a predicted model, not a curated record
AAAACUAGCUCUAGCUGAUUGGCUGUGUUUUCGCCUGUUCUUUUGUUUCAGCGCUUCGCUUAGCCUUUCCCCCGUUCUCUCUAUUCACCCGCUAAACGCUAGUGCUAAGAGCUGCUGGAAAGCUGCGGGUACAGCCAUUAUAGGGCCCUGGCGUAUUUUAUUUAGACUUCAUUUAGGGGUUUGAUAAAGUCUGUCUGAGGUGCAGAAUGUACAGCUUCAUGGGAGGAGGGCUGUUUUGUGCAGGAGUGGGCAAUAUACUCCUGAUUGUUUCCACAGCAACAGAUUACUGGAUGCAGUACCGUCAUUCGAACAACUACUAUCAUCAGGGGCUGUGGAGAUACUGCAUGCCUGGAAAAUGCUUCACACACACCGACAGCAUUGCAUACUGGGAUGCUACACGAGCGUUCAUGAUCUUGUCUCUGUUGGCCUGCUUCUUUGGCAUCAUCAUCGGUAUUAUGGCCUUCAUCCACUACUCAUCCUUUGACAGGUUUAAUAAAACUUUUGCUGCAGGCAUUCUGUUCUUCAUUUCAUGCUUUUUUGUGUUUCUGGCCAUGGCUGUGUACACUGGAGUUACAAUAAAUUACUAUGGUAAACGCUAUGGUAACUGGAGGUUCUCCUGGUCUUACAUCAUUGGCUGGGUGUCUGUUGUGCUCACUUUCUUUUCAGGAAUUUUCUACAUGUGUGCAUACCGGAUGCAUGAAUGCCCCAGAAGCUCAAAUCCUCACUAGAAAACUGGGCUUUAUUAUAAUCAAUAUUGGAAGCCACUUCAGUAUCAAACACCAUGAAAAUAAGAACCAAGUACAUUUUAAAUGAAGAAUCAUAGAUAGAAUAGCAAUGUGUGAACACUUACAAUCUUGCUGUCUAUAUUAUGAAAAACUGUACAAAACAACUGGUGGAGAAUCUGAUUAUAAGAUGAAAAAACAUUCAAAAUAAUGAUUAUUUCUCUUUGUUUUGCUUUCAUACAUUUUUUCCUGUCCUUCUUUCAUUCUUUCUAUCUUUCUAAAAAAAAUAAAGUGGUUCUAAUAUAAAAAAAAAUUAAUAAAUGGAUGCUAUCAGAAAUAUAGAAUGUGUGUAUUAAACUAUAUUUUUAAGAUAUGUAAUGGCAUGGAAUUACACAAUAAACUGGUCUGCUCUCAGUGUGAGGAGCGCGAGCUAAUGCCAAGCCUCUUACAGAAACGCACCACUUAGGUGUGACGCAGUGGCGUGCUGUCUCCCAAUUUCACUUGAUUAAACGGCUAUUAAAAGCUGCUUAACUGCCUCUGGGUGUGGAUUCUAUCGACUUCUCAAGUAAAGGCGAUUCCAUCACCAUUAGUACAUUUACUUUAGCGUUUUGCCAUAAAAAGCAACUUGUUACCAUGAUUCGUUAGCACCGUG